AUGUCACUUGCCGCGGCAGCGAAGAUUCCUCUAACAAGAUCACUACAUCCUCGAGUCUCCAUUAGGCCAAGAAGUGGUCUCGCCCGCCUUGCGCUCGGCGCAACAUGCGCUACCCCGGCGUUGCCCUUACAGCUCCGCGUUCAGCGUACAUUCCGGCCUACUUUCUCGCAUGCAUAUUCGACGAAACACCCAGGAGGGGGGAAUGCUGGGGGUGGAUUCCCCGGGUUUGCGUUCCAACAACCACAUCAGAAGGGCGAUGCUUUGAAGGAAUAUAGUGUCGACCUUACGGAAAUGGCGCGAAACGGAAAACUUGAUCCUGUCAUUGGGAGGGACGAAGAAAUUCGGAGGACCAUACAAAUUCUUUCUCGGAGAACAAAGUCAAACCCAGUGCUCAUCGGACCUCCUGGCGUUGGAAAAACCGCCAUUAUCGAGGGACUUGCAAGCCGUAUCGUCGCAGGUGAGGUACCGGAGUCUCUUCAAGACAAGAGAGUGCUUUCUCUCGAUCUCUCUGCCAUAUUGGCUGGUUCGGGAAUUCGUGGCCAAUUUGAGGAGAAAUUUAAGGCUCUAAUACGAGAUAUAGAAGAGGAGGCCGGCAAAAUCAUAUGUUUCAUAGACGAAGUUCAUAUGCUCUUUAAUUUAGGAAAAGCAGAAGGAAGCGUAGACGGUGGGCAAAUGAUAAAGCCAGCGUUGGCACGCGGCCUGCGACUAGUCGGGGCUACUACUACGGAUGAAUAUAGAAAGACGAUAGGUAAAGACGCGGCUUUGGAACGUCGUUUCCAGCCUGUUCAGAUCGACGAACCGACUGUCGAAUCUACCGUCUCCAUUCUCCGAGGUCUCAAGCCUCGGUACGAAGUCCACCACGGUGUGGAGAUCGCCGACAGCGCACUAGUAACGGCUGCCGUAUACAGCGCACGAUACAUUUCCGACCGCUACCUCCCUGACAAAGCGAUCGACUUGGUCGAUGAGGCAGCGUCUGCACUUCGACUCGCUCAAGAAUCCAAACCAGAUGAACUCGAAGCCCUAGAUCGCGAAAUCAUGACGCUUCAAAUCGAGUUGGAGAGUCUGAAGAAAGAAACCGACGUCUUCAGCGUUGAACGGAGAGCCAAACUUGAAAGCGAUUUGCAACGGAAGAAAGGAGAGGCUGAAGAGUUGACUGCGAUCUGGCAGAACGAACGUGCGAGACUUGACCGGAUUAAGGACCUCAAGAAACGACUAGAAGAUGCAAAGCACGAACUCGAGGUUGCCCAACGUCAAGGACAAUACGAAAGAGCCUCCCAACUCCGAUUCGGGAUUAUCCCUGAUUUGGAACAUCAACUUCCCAAGGAUGGUGAACCACGAGAAGUAGAUGAGGAAAGCCCACUCGCUAUGUUACAUGACAGAGUUACCAGCAAUGAUAUUGCGAGAGUCGUUGCAAAAGCUACGGGAAUACCUGUUCAGAACUUGCUAAAAGGCGAGCGGGAGAAAUUAGUUCAUAUGGAGGAAUCGCUGAAGCAACGGGUGGUCGGACAAGACCAUGCCGUCGUGGCUGUAAGCGACGCCGUGCGGAUAUCUCGCGCCGGGCUGCAAGCACCGAACAGACCCGUCGCAUCAUUCCUUUUCCUUGGGCCCACCGGCGUUGGAAAGACGGAACUUUCGAAGGCUUUGGCGGGAUUCCUGUUUAAUGAUGAGCAGCGAGGACUUAUCACUGUCAAUAUGUCUGAAUUCCAUGACCGACACACCGUCUCGCGUCUCAUUGGUGCUGCUCCGGGAUAUGUAGGUUUCGAGGAAGGCGGCCAACUAACGGAAGCUGUGCGGCGGAAGCCAUAUGCCGUCAUCCUCCUUGACGAACUCGAGAAAGCUCACAAGGACGUCUCCAUGAUCCUACUUCAAAUUCUCGACGAGGGAAGCCUCACAGACAGUCAAGGACGGAAAGUCGAUUUCAAGAAUACAAUUGUUUGCUUGACUAGUAACAUCGGAAGCGACAUACUAGCCCAAAGCACCUCGUGCGACGCGAAUGGUACCGUGACUGAUGAAGCGAAAGCACUCGUCAUGAAACGCACCUCCGACUACUUCCCUCCCGAACUUCUUAACCGCCUUGACUCCAUUCUAGUGUUUAAUAAGCUUUCGCCCAAGUCGAUUCUGGAUAUCGUCUCAUUGCGGUUGAGGGAUGUCGCUUCUCGACUCAGAGAUCGACGGAUUACGCUGGAUGUCGAUGAUGCGACUAAGCAUUGGCUCGCUAAGAAGGGUUAUUCAGAGGUCUAUGGUGCUCGCGCUAUUGCUCGAGUCGUACGGUCGGACGUGCUUUUCCCCCUGGCACAGAAAUUGCUGAAGGGAACCAUUCGCAACGGCGAUACGGUUCACAUUAGGGCGAUGGAGGGCCACGACAACCUUCAAAUCCAAGACAACCAUCCUGCUGACCCUAGCAUCGCCGAAAAGGAAGAACCCAGCAUUGUCUAA
Messenger RNA from Pisolithus orientalis, 2436 nucleotides. RefSeq names its product P-loop containing nucleoside triphosphate hydrolase protein. The transcript is spliced from 20 exons. Bases 1 to 2436 code for a protein of 811 amino acids. Lineage: Eukaryota; Fungi; Basidiomycota; Agaricomycetes; Boletales; Pisolithaceae. Gene Ontology annotation, molecular function: ATP hydrolysis activity; ATP binding. Gene Ontology annotation, cellular component: mitochondrial matrix; cytoplasm. The record is from RefSeq and is a predicted model, not a curated record. Gene Ontology annotation, biological process: cellular response to heat.